Molecule: messenger RNA, 2417 nt
Organism: Castor canadensis (American beaver)
Lineage: Eukaryota; Metazoa; Chordata; Mammalia; Rodentia; Castoridae
Gene: Znf334
Product: zinc finger protein 334
Biological process (GO): regulation of transcription by RNA polymerase II
Molecular function (GO): RNA polymerase II cis-regulatory region sequence-specific DNA binding; DNA-binding transcription factor activity
Source: RefSeq, a predicted model, not a curated record
AUGAAUGAAUAUUUAGGGAAUUAGAAACUUACAUAAAUUUGGAGCAUUUCUUUUCUGUAUGAGACUGUCCUAUGUGUUGUAGGUAACUACUGUCCCUUCUCCCUUCACCAGAUACCAGCACCAUACCAGCAACUUUGACAGCCCAAAAUUCUUGCACAGAUGUGCAAAAUGUUCCAGGGGGCAGGUGUCACCCAUGCUGAGCACCACUGUAAAGUGAUGAAAUCAGUUUCCUUCAAGGAUCUGACUGUUGACUUCACCCAUGAGGAGUGGCAACACUUGGGCCCUGCUCAGAGGCUCCUGUACAGGGAUGUGAUGCUGGAGAACUACAGCAACCUCAUCUCAGUUGGGUUUCAUGUUAGCAAACCAGAUGUGAUCUUCAAAUUGGAGCAAGGAGAAGAACCAUGGAUAGUGGAAGGUCAGAGCUACACAGAAGAUGAUGAUGCCUUAGAGAAAGACAAAGAAAUCCAAGACGAACAUUUGAAGCAAAUUAAGUUCUGCAACAAGAAAACAUUGAUUACUGAAAGAGCUAGUGUAUUUGGAAAAACAUUUACUAUGGACAUGAAUAUUGUUCCCUCAAGAAAAAUACUUCAUAAAUGUGAUCCAGGUGGAAACAGUUUGAAAACUAAUUCAGAAAUAAUUGUUGUAAAGGAAAGAAAAGAAAAUACAAAGGUUCCUGAUGAACACAUUGGAUGUGGGAAGCCACUACUCCAUACUAAGCACAAGAAAAGUCAUUCUGGAAUGGAAAAGCACAAAUAUAAUCAAGUUAGGGAAGCCAAAGAUCAAGGUGAAGAUCUUAUUCUGCACCAGGACACUCAGACUUCAAAACAGCCUUUCGACCAAAACAAGGGUGGAAAGCCCUUCCUCCAGAGACCAGUCCUCUCUGCACAGAAGAGGAGUCAUGUUGAAAGGAAAUCAAAUGAAUGUGAGGAGUGUAGGAGAACAUUUUCUAAGAGAUCCACCCUCAUUGUACAUCAGAGAAUCCAUACAGGGGAGAAACCCUAUGUUUGUAAUGAUUGUAGAAAAACUUUCCGUGUGAAGACAAGCCUUACUCGACACCAAAGAAUUCAUACUGGUGAAAGGCCCUACAAAUGCAGUGAAUGUGGGAAAACCUUCAUUGACAAAUCUGCCCUGAUUGUGCAUCAGAAAAUUCACGGAGGGGAGAAGUCCUAUGAGUGUAAUGAAUGUGGAAAGACCUUCUUUCGGAAGUCAGCCCUUGCUGAACAUUUCAGGUCACACACAGGGGAGAAACCUUACGAAUGUAAGGAAUGUGGGGAUGCCUUUGGCAAGAAAUCUUACCUCAUUUUACAUCAAAGAGCUCACAGGGGAGAGAAGCCAAAUGAAUGUAAGGAAUGUGGGAAAACCUUCUUCUGUCAGUCUGCUCUGAUUGCACAUCAGAGAAUUCACACAGGGGAAAAGCCCUAUGAGUGCAGUGAAUGUGAGAAAACUUUCUUUUGUCAGUCAGCCCUCAAUGUGCAUCGAAGAAGUCACACAGGAGAGAAACCCUAUGAGUGCAGUCAGUGUGGAAAGUUUUUAUGUACUAAGUCAGCCCUUAUUGAGCAUCAGAUAAUUCAUAGAGGAAAGAAGUCUUAUGAAUGUAAUGAAUGUGGGAAGUUUUUCUAUCAUAAGUCAACACUCUCUGUACAUCAGAGCACUCACAUAGGAGAGAAGCUCGAUGUGUUUAAUGAAUGUGGUAGAACAUCCACUGUGACAUCAAACUGCAGUGAACAUAAGAGAAUGAACGCAAAAGAGAAUCUGUAUGAAUGUCGUGAACAUGGGCACUCAGUCAACAAAAGCUCACACCUCUUUGUACAUCAGAGGACUAUAUGGGAGAAACCUUACGAAUGUAGUAAGUGUGGGAGGACCUACUGCAGGAAGUCGGCGCUCACAUACCAUCAGAGAACACACACAGGAGAGAGACCCUAUGAGUGCACCCAGUGUGGGAAAACCUUCUGCCAGAAGUUCUCUUUUAUGGAACAUCAGCGAACUCACACUGGGGAAAAACCUUAUGAAUGUAACGAAUGUGGGAAAUCCUUCCGCCAUAAGUCAGCCUUCAGAGUACAUCGGAGGAUUCACACAGGAGAAAAGCCCUAUGAGUGUAAUGAAUGUGGGAAAACCUACCGCCGGCUGUGGACACUCACUGAACAUCAAAAAAUACACACAGGGGAGAAACCAUAUGAAUGUAUCACAUGUGAGAAAACAUUUCGCCACAAAUCAAACUUCCUUUCACAUCAGAAAACUCACAAGGAAUAAGUUCCAACAGGCAACAAUUCAAAAAUAAUUUACAUAAUGUUAAACUCUGACUAUGUGUAGAGGAUUGAAAUCUUACUAGUAUAAGGACAUGGGAUUUUUUUCCUGCCAUAAAUCAGCCUGCAUUAUAACAUCAAAGAGCUUGAUGAGGGAUAUGGCUAAUUUACUAA